AUGGAGCAGCACGGAGAUCUCAGCAAACCAUCCUCCAAUGCAAGAGGUAGGAUGACUUGUAUAAAAAAUUGGGAGGAACUAGCUCAAUUACUGAAUAGUGAUGGUAGCGGUGAUACAAAAAGUACUGAGAAAUGGGAGAAGGGGUAUUAUAUUCAGGGUAAUCCCAUAGUGAAUAUUGAACAAGGCAUACUGAAUCCACAACCACAUCACUUAGUAGAAUGUUUUCAAUCUUGUAACCCUGGCCCUUGA
Messenger RNA from Parnassius apollo (apollo), 249 nucleotides. The record is from the annotation of a GenBank genome assembly. NCBI's taxonomy places the organism in Eukaryota, Metazoa, Arthropoda, Insecta, Lepidoptera, Papilionidae.